Molecule: messenger RNA, 1011 nt
Organism: Botrytis byssoidea
Lineage: Eukaryota; Fungi; Ascomycota; Leotiomycetes; Helotiales; Sclerotiniaceae
Exons: 1
Coding region: 1-1011 (336 amino acids)
Molecular function (GO): protein binding
Source: RefSeq, a predicted model, not a curated record
AUGACUGCAGAACUUUCUGAAUCGGCGGAAAAAGAGCGUCCAUUGACACGAAAGUCAACCGGGGGUAAUGGGCGUCGUAUCCUGAAUGUUGACAAUUCAGACGACUCUGAAGACGAGGAAGAGGCGGAAGAUGAUGACGAAGUUGAGAUUGCCAUCGCGCAAGAUCCAGUAAAGACUGCCUUCGAUGAGAUUCUACAACUUAUCAGAAUUGGGAAGCUCAAAUUAGGCAAGAGCGAGGAGCGCAAGAAGUUUUUCGACAAGUACGACAGGUAUAUAGAAGAACGAGUCGAGGAAUACAGAAAUCUCUUACAUGUUCUAGCAUAUUGGGAUGGACCUUCUAACAGCUCUACGAAGUCGCUCAUCUCGAAAUUGACGACAAAGUAUCCUGAAGCGUACUCGAGGCUUCUGAUAAGUAAGGAUGAAACUGGGAGCGAGAGCAAUCCACUGUACGCAGCUAUUUCGAGAAAGGAUGCUAAACUCGUAGCAUACAUGUGCGAAAACAAAGAUCAAUCACCCAUAGUCCAAGAUGCCCUUGUAAUCGCACUGGGGAUGCAAUGUAGCGAGCGCUCAGAAAACUGUUUGAUCGCAGCCAUUCGACAUAAGUUACCAGUGAACAUUAUUACAAAUCUGAUCGAGAAAACGACGGAAAAUACGCUGAAAGCACAAGACUCAAAAGGGUUCACUCCUCUCCAUUAUGCAGUUGAAUACGAGCGUUGCACGCAUUCCCAGUUUGAGAUUGUUCGUAAGCUGAUUGAGUGUGGCGAUUCUGCUUUGGAUAAGCUAGGCAACAAGCCCGACUAUUUCUCAGUCUAUGGAUAUCAUGAGAGUACCCGGGAAAAAUAUGUCUCUUCCAAAAAGGGCGGGAAAAUUAAUGACGAGCGGCUAGCAGAAUGGACGCCGCCAACGAAAGAGACGGUUCUGCCACAGCCGAAAAUUCCCAAGGAAUAUGAUGACCCGAAACAGAUGACUCAGUUGCCAAACGAGAGAAGGACCAGAGAAGAUCUUGCCUAA